Messenger RNA from Sinocyclocheilus rhinocerous, 1182 nucleotides. Its product is annotated as tetratricopeptide repeat protein 39A-like. The transcript is spliced from 13 exons. Lineage: Eukaryota; Metazoa; Chordata; Actinopteri; Cypriniformes; Cyprinidae. The coding region runs from base 1 to 1152 and encodes 383 amino acids. The record is from RefSeq and is a predicted model, not a curated record.
AUGAUCAGUGAGAGUUUGGACAAACUACGGCCACGGUCUAAGGAGAGCAUGUAUCACGCUCUGAUCUAUGCCACAGUAUUAGAGAUGCAGGCCAUGAUGACCUUCCAACACGACGACAUAGUGCAUGCUGGGAACACGAUGAAGAGUGCUCAGGAGGUGUGCCAGAGGUUCCGUAGGAAGUCAGGUGGUCUUGGGAGCCGAGGAGCAAAUGAUGAUCUUUCAGAAGAGCAGCUCCAUGCUGAAGUGUGUUAUGCCGAGUGUUUACUGCACAGAGCCGCUCUCACAUUCUUACAGGAUGAGAAUAUGGUUAGUUUUAUUAAAGGAGGAAUCAAAGUACGGAACAGUUACCUCAUAUACAAGGAGCUGAAUGCCUUCGUCCAAUCAGACACAGCUUUCAAAGGACCAAACCACAAGCACUUAGAGGGCGGAGUCUCUUUUGGGAUUGGGGCUUUCAAUUUGACUCUUUCACUGUUUCCUGCCCGGUUACUCAAGUUGCUAGAGUUUGCUGGCUUUUCUGGAGAUAAGGAAUUUGGCAUCUCUCAGCUGUACACGGGUGCCACCUCUCAUACCCUGCGCUCCAUGCUGUGCGCCCUCCUCCUGCUCUGUUUCUACACGUUCCUCUCCUUUAUUUUAGGUACUGGAGAGGGGGAGGUGGAAGAGGCAGAGCGACUAUUGAAGCCAUUUCGACUUCGAUACCCACGUGGAGCGAUUUUCCUCUUCUUUGCAGGUCGAGCUGAAGAAAUAAAGGGCAACAUUGAUGAGGCGGUGGCGCUGUUUGAGGACGGCUGUAAGGCCCAGCAGGCCUGGAAACAGUUUCAUCACAUGUGCUACUGGGAGCUGAUGUGGUGCUUCACCUUUAAGAAGCACUGGAAGAUGGCGUAUUUCUACGCAGACCUGCUCAGCCAGGAGAGCCGCUGGUCUAAGGCCAUGUAUGUGUACAUGAAGGCGGCUUAUCUCAGCAUGCUUCCAGACACAGAAUCCCGGCCGUUCGGGGAUAAUGAAGUGGAUCUCUUUAGACAGGUACCAACAUACAAACAGAAGAUAGCGGGUAAAUCUCCACCCACAGAGAAGUUUGCCAUUCGUAAAGCGAGACGGUACAAAGCUAGCAAUCCAAUCAGACUUCCUGUGCCUGUGCUUGUAAGAAUAACGUAACACAUUCAACACACUUCUUUCUAAAUGUUU